Molecule: messenger RNA, 1326 nt
Organism: Pelmatolapia mariae (spotted tilapia)
Lineage: Eukaryota; Metazoa; Chordata; Actinopteri; Cichliformes; Cichlidae
Gene: hsf4
Product: heat shock transcription factor 4
Exons: 12
Coding region: 1-1326 (441 amino acids)
Biological process (GO): regulation of DNA-templated transcription
Molecular function (GO): sequence-specific DNA binding; DNA-binding transcription factor activity
Source: RefSeq, a predicted model, not a curated record
AUGCAGGAGUCUCCAGGUGCGGUUGGUGUGGAUGGCAGCUACACUAGUAAUGUUCCAGCCUUUCUAACUAAGCUGUGGACCCUGGUUGAGGACCCAGACACCAACCACCUUAUCUGCUGGAGUGCCACUGGGACUAGUUUCCAUGUGUUUGACCAGGGUCGCUUUGCUAAGGAGGUUUUGCCCAAAUAUUUUAAACACAACAACAUGGCAAGCUUCGUCCGGCAACUCAACAUGUAUGGUUUUCGUAAGGUGGUAAACAUCGAGCAGAGUGGUUUGGUGAAACCUGAGAGAGACGAUACAGAGUUCCAACAUCUGUACUUCCUCCAGGGACAUGAGCACAUGCUGGAACACAUCAAAAGAAAGGUGUCUAUAGUGAAGAGUGAAGAGACUAAAGUUCGUCAGGAGGACCUCAGUAAGCUGCUGUACGAAGUCCAGCUUCUCAGAACACAACAGGACAACAUGGAGUGUCAGAUGCAGGACAUGAAGCAGCAGAAUGAGGUGCUGUGGCGGGAGGUGGUGUCACUGAGACAGAAUCACACGCAGCAACAGAAGGUCAUGAACAAGCUGAUUCAGUUUCUGUUCAGCCAGAUGCAGUCCAACACACCCAGCACUGUGGGCCUAAAGAGAAAGCUGCCUCUGAUGUUGGACGAUGGCUCUCCCAGCCCUCCUGCCUCCAAGUUCAGCCAUAGUCACCAGAUGGAAGCCAUCCACGAGCCCUUCUACAUCCAGUCGCCAUCCAGUGAUACUGCUUCCUGCUCUGCUAGCGGACUUGCAGGAGGACCGAUUAUAUCCGAUGUUACUGAUAUGUCUCAGGCGAGCAUGGCUCUGCAGAUGCAGCCUGAUGAGACUAGGGAGAAGUGCAUGAUGCUGAUCAAAGAGGAGCCUGUGAGUCCAGGGGUACGAGGGGGAGGAAAAGGAAGCAGUGUACCGGGAGGAGAAGCUGUAGCGUUGACCUCCCCGUGUGAGGUGUGCUCCUCUGAACCGCCUGUCCUCCCUGUUGCAAUGGUCCAAUCUGUUCUGGAGGGGAGGGGCUCUGUAGGCUCCAUGCUGGAGAGGAGGAGCAAGAGACCUGCUCUGGAGAGAGCUGAGGUUGCAGACACAGUGGAGAAUGUGGACAUGAGCCUGGAGGAGCUGCAGCAGCUGCUUCUUAGGAGCCAUCAGCAAAACGCUGUGGAAGCUGGGACCAGUGCCGUCAUGGAUCCUUUCAGUCUAAGUCUGCCUCUGACUGAGUGGAACUUCACGGAGAUGGAGUCCAACCUCAAACCAUACAUGUUCCAGAACCAGGAAGUCGAGGCUUUUCCAGCCGCUGGCUGUGAAGAACAGUGA